GUUCUCGGCCGGAUCACCGACCGUCGUGUUGUGCGCUUUGUGUGUGUGGCGUGUGCUUUAUUGUGGUGCGCGCUCAUCAAUACUCAUUAGGAUACCACCAUCUCAUUGUUGUGCCGUUUUUUUUAAGCGACAAUGUUUUUUCAUGUUUCUUCGUUUGAUCGCCGCUCUACAUAAACCAAUAACACAGUGGCGGCUGCUGCCAUGUUCUCCGGCAGGACUAGGUCCAGUGUCCGGCUCAAGGAUCCAAAAAGGGACGAUACAAAUGGCAAUAGCAAUGGAGGCGGUGGAGGUGCUUUUACGCGCUGGCUCAGGGAGUUCCGGCGAGAGUCCUAUAAAGUAAACAACGGCACAGGAGGAAACGCGCCUGGGGGCACAUAUCACACAACGAAUGAAGAUAAUAGGCGACGGCAUUCAUUUAAUGUGCAUGACAAAAGUUUCGCCCAAACUGACCCAAAAGGUGUAUCACAUACUACUGGUCAGCCGGUCAGAGUGCCUUGUAGGCGUGCCAAUAGCACGGCAGCACCAAAAUCUAGAACACGAAAUGAUGGGUCAUUCUCAAAGGUUAAUUGUUCUUCCGUGGCUACCAUUAGAGAACUUCCAAGUACCAAGCAAAAUCAUAUCAACGGUAAAUAUUACAUAAAGUCUUCUGGUCUAUCGGCAGGUGCACGCAUGACAGAAACUUGCGAAGGACAAACAACAAGGCACAGGGCACCACUGCCACCCGUUGAGGUCAAGGAGAUAAGUGGACACGAAAAGUUUCCGUCCUGGCCGGCAGCCACAGGGACCAAAAGCAAUGGAAUGUCCGCCGUUACCACUCGACCGUCAAAGUCCUGGGCCGAACAAACCAAUAACCCGAAGGAACAACCGCCACCAAUCGUCCGGCCGUACCCCAAGAGGCUCUCCAACGGUCUCUACACGCAGCAACUCAAAACAGUAAUGGAACGUUGCGAGAAGGGAAAGCGCGAACCUUUGGACAGUGUGGUGCGCUCAAUGAAAACCAAGUCCAGUUACGUCGAAAGGCCAAUUGCCGAAAAAAAUUACUGUGUGCCAUUAACGAUGGAUUCUGACUCGAAAUCUCAACUCACUCAAGCUCAGCUGGAAAAGUACUCGAGAGCUUACGAUGACUCGCCGCACCGAGAAACAGACGAAUACUCGAGCUGUUUUGACGGUAGCGACAGCAUGUUGUCUAGUCACCUGACUAAGGAAGAGCUGGAACAUUACACUCGUAUCUACGAAGAAAAGUCCACCUCUCAGAUUAGUCUUACUGAAAAAGUGGUUCCUUCUCAUCAACAUCAAACGUCGUAUGCUCAGAGCGAAGGAUACCAUAGUUACGUUUCUAGCACUGAUUCUACUUCCACUCCCUUCUUGGAUAGGCUUCGCAGAGAAAACGAAUCUGUAGUUGUUGUCAGUAAGGACUCGGAAAAGCCUACUCAAGGGCGAGACUCCAGUGCCAGUUCGGGAUCAUCGAGCGAGACGCUUAAAUGGCAUGGUUCCAAUAGCGAUCUUAGUACUGUAUCCAAUGGAGGUCAUCGAGUAACAACUCAGCACAUAGCACAUAGCGCUAAAGUGUCAGCUCCCCAGAGACAUCAUUCGGAAACUGUUCAGAGCGUUACAGAAAACUGGUCUGGAAAUCAAGAAAACAGGAGUAGUACUCAGAGAAACCUAAGAAAAUUGUUUCCUGUCAGUACAUAUACUGUGCAGCCAGCCGCGGUUAUGGAUGAAAAACUCUCCCCAAAAUCUCCUCCAGCAUUAAGUGUGGCAGAACGAAUAAAUGAGUUAGAGAAACAGCAACAACAACUGCAAGCUUCAAACAAACUCAUGUAUUAUGAUCCCGAAAAAAAACACAAAGUUACUGAUCAAUCUUUAAGAGCAAUACAAAAACAAGCUUUACUAUCAUUUUAUGAAAGACACCAAUCUGGAUCAUCAUGGCGAUCUGAACCUCAGCUUUCGCCUCCACCUCGUCCACCACCAAUACCUUCUCGUCCUAGACUACCAACACCUUUGUCUAGAAGAUCUUCUAUUUCUUCGGAAUAUGAUACACCAACAAAUUGGAACGAUGACUGCUCUAAGGAUGAUACUUCGACUGAAGACACUAACAGUAGUAGUAAUUCUAAGGAACUCAAUAAGAAUCAGCAUAGAAGUUCAAGUUGCGGUUCACUCUCAACAGCUGUGUUGGGACCCAUGGUGCUUGGACCAUCAAUAUCAAUUGAUGAUUGGGUCCCUGAAUUGCCACCCAAAAAGAAAUCUAUGCAACCAGUUCGACAAAUACCUGUCAAAAGAGAUACAAGUCCGGAUUUGCCACCACCUCCUCCUAUGGUAAAUGAAGAAAACUUUAUUUCAGAUGAACCUCUCCCGCCUCCUCCGCCAGAAGCUAUAUGGCCGAAACCCGAAUCUCUAAAAAAUGAUAAGUAUUUAAGUAAUGGAAAAGAAAUGAGACUGGAAAAUAGUUUUAGUACUGUCGAAGAUGUUCUCAGGGAAAACAGUUUAAACGAGUUCCCUGAAUACAAAGAUCCCAAAAUGAUGAGCGAAAAAUCAAAAUCUCUGUCUUAUAUAUUUGAUAAUGUUCCCAAAGCCAUGCCACAAGCUCCGGCUAAAUUAUUCACCAUUGAACCCACAACUAAUGGUACAGAUGAAAAGCUUAAAGAGUUUGGACGAUCUUUAAGUGUACGAAGAAAUAAGUUGACCAUACCAAAUAAAGAUUACUGUAGGUCAGAGUUUUCGGCCAGGAAGUCUGUGUUUCAAGGCGGCUCAGUACCAAAACAAGUUGUUAUGUCGACCGUCAAACCGCCAGCUUUUAGUGCAACAACUGUACAAAAUAAUUUGGUGAAACAUCAAAUAUGUACACCACUAAAAAUUGCAAGAGAAGCUGAUAAAAGUAGAUCUCUGUCAAUAAAAAAAGUCGUUGGACCGUUAAAAGCCUCUGGAGUUUUUCCACCUUCAUUAGAGCCUAGCUGUCCACCAACACUUUACCAACAGAGUCAAUCGAAAGCUUCAUACUUGUCGGCUUAUAAGAGAGAACCAAGAGAACGAGAAAAAGGAUUACCUAAUUUCGAAGGAAGUUACAAACGAACAGCAUCUCCUAAUGGAGGCCGCGGAGACACGAUCAUAAAAGUAGUGGAAACUCAUAACGUAGAAAAUGUGGCACCUGUGGAUACAGAUUUUAAAAAGUCAGAUAAAAAUACGAUGCCCGGUGUCAUCCGUCUGUCGACAGCAUUACCAAUAGUGGAUACUAGUCAAUCUCCAGUGAAUCCGGCUGGCGAAACGCCGGCAGUUCCAAUUGUUUUAACUGAAAGACCUGUUGUAAUUGACCAUCAACAACAGCAACAGCCACAACAUCAAAUGUCGAAAACAUUGCCUCGUAACAACCCAACUAACGAUUUUAAAAGAUCAUCCAGGACACCUCGAACUCAAUCAGAUCCAUCCAACAUGCCUGGUAAAGAUGUAUCGGUGAGUGCGUUCCCUAUACCGCAUUCUGAGUCUACAUUGAGCUUACAAAAGAGGUCACAGUCCGAUUUAUCCCAAGUGGGUUCCACAGAGAGUGGCUAUAGCAGUCUCAGUCUCAAUGCUCCAUCACCUUCACAUUCGCCUACCCGAUUAUCUUCUGGAGACUUUAGCACCGCAUGUAGAACUAACAAUUGCGUAGAGACUCAAUGCGACCUGGACGAAUCGCGAUCUGAGUGUACGUGGUAUGACGAGCCUUUAAGGUCGCAGCAACGACGACACCACCGACCAGUGUCUCGUAGUUGUUCAUCCACUACGACCAUGUCAGAUGCUGCUUCCCAAACCGAUCUUAAGUCGUCAUCAUCGGAAAUUGGUACACCGGUACUGGUCCGUAAGAAAUUGCCAGAAGAAAUUGAAUGUGAAGAACUAUCCCGAGACCUUAUUAGUCAUCUAUCACCAUCAGAUAAAUUACAUAACAUAUUAGCUCCUGGACCUGAUGUCAAAAGAUCCACUGACUAUGUUUCUCUUUUAUUCCGUAUGGACUUAGUGCCUCGAUCCAGAGCUUCUAUAGCUGAAAAACCUGACUGCAAUAGCAAUAACAGUGUUUGUGAUUCAAACGGUAGUUUAUUGCCUACCUCAUCUUAUUAUACAAUAUCUGAGCCAAAAGCUAAGCUGUUGAACAAUUACAAUGUACAAAAACAGCAAUCUUCUGAAUGUAAUGGCAUGGGGAGUUUACAAAAGAAAAAGGCGGAUUUAGUUUCACGGUUAGAUAGAAAACUAAAAGUGCUUCGUGAAGAACAAGUUGCUCUUAUUGAAGAGACAACAGUUAAUGAAGCAUUAGGUGUAACAGUUUUUGAUCGUGUAAAAGCCCUAGCAAAAACUCCAGAAGCCAAUAAGUUUAAAACCCACGUGCAGGAAGUUGGUCAUAUCACCAGUUUAUUGCUUAGUCUUAGUGGGAGAUUGGCUAAGGUUGAAAAUGCUUUACUAGAAUUAGAGUUAGAACAUCCUGAAAAAAAAACGCUUGAAGAGAAAAAGUCUAAAUUAACUUGUCAAUUAGAAGAAGCAAAGGAGUUGAAAGAAAAUAUUGACCGACGUGGUGAUAUGGUUUCUACAAUUUUGUCCCGUUACCUGACAAGUGAUGAAUUUUCUGAUUAUGAUCACUUUAUAGCAAUGAAAGCUAAAUUGUUGAUUGAUGCUCGGGAGAUAUCAGAUAAAAUUCAGUUAGGCGAGGAGCAACUUUGUGCACUUAAAGAAACACUAGAAGAUUAGACAUCUAAAAAAUAUUAAUUUAAAAAAUAAAAAAUAUAUUUUAUUAAUAUAAAAAGUAACAAAUAACAAAUUGUUGACUGAAACAAAUAUUUAGUUAAAACUAUAGAUCUCUUAUCUAAAUGCUUCAUGUCCCUUCUUGUUCACAAUAAUAUAUUAUACUUAUUUUAUUAUGUUAUGCUUUCGAACAACACUUAUGUAUAUAUUUUACUGGUAAUAGAUUAUUCAGAAAUUAUCAUUUCAAAAUAUUACUCACUUUAUAUUAUUUUAAAAAGGGAAGAACUUUUUAGUUACUUUAAACGCAUUUGCAUAACCGUCAAUUAUGCAAUGCAUCUAAGAGAUGAAUCAAACAUUUCGGUUUUCUAAUUUUGAUGUUUAAUGAGAAAAUUUUACCCUUCAUAUUGUGAUAUUUGCCUUAAAAAAAAUUUAUGUAUACAAAUUCAAUAAAAUUAAAAUGGAAUAAAUGAUUUAUAAUUUUUAUAUCUUAUACCUCUCCGAAGAGAAAAUGUUUUAAUACUUUUAGUUAUUAUUAUUACAUAAUUAAUUUUAAAAUCAUUAAUUUAUCUCUUGUUAUGCAUUUAUUUGUGUAUAUAUUUUAGCAAAAUGUAUAAUUAAAUCUAACAUGUUGUAUUGUAAUGUAAGAAAUCGUGUGUUGUACAGAUUUUAAGUGAAUAAAUAGUAAACCUUUUUGGUGCUAUAAUUUA
Molecule: messenger RNA, 5411 nt
Organism: Daktulosphaira vitifoliae (grape phylloxera)
Lineage: Eukaryota; Metazoa; Arthropoda; Insecta; Hemiptera; Phylloxeridae
Exons: 16
Coding region: 202-4710 (1502 amino acids)
Biological process (GO): actin filament organization
Cellular component (GO): apical plasma membrane; cortical actin cytoskeleton; adherens junction
Molecular function (GO): actin filament binding
Source: RefSeq, a predicted model, not a curated record